Aspergillus eucalypticola CBS 122712 is the source of this 1505-nucleotide messenger RNA. Its product is annotated as alpha/beta-hydrolase. The record is from RefSeq and is a predicted model, not a curated record. Gene Ontology annotation, molecular function: hydrolase activity. NCBI's taxonomy places the organism in Eukaryota, Fungi, Ascomycota, Eurotiomycetes, Eurotiales, Aspergillaceae. Bases 53 to 1267 code for a protein of 404 amino acids. The transcript has a single exon.
CCGAUUAGUAUCAGGCAACACUUCUAGAAAGAUCAAAAGAAAAGCGUCGACAAUGGCGCGCACGCUGGCCGAGGACGACGCUAUCCCCAACGGCUGGCGGACUCGCCAACCAGGCUGGACCAUCUGGCUGCUUAUAUCAAUCAUCCGAGUCUCACUAGUAUCUCUACUCCUUGGCAUUUACUACAUAAUACCCUCUUUCAGACAGAGUCCGACAUGGACAUAUCGCCAAGCAUUCACCACCCAUCUCACAAAGCUAGCCAUGACCAUCAUCCGCGAACUCGGCUACGCGCAGUCCCUGAGCCUGGAGUCAGGCAAGCUGGGCAACCGAUGGGUCCUCAUGAACCCAGCCCCGGAAGACUCGUAUCGCGGUGCUUUCACAAGCGACACUAUCAAACCUGAAACCAUCGGCGGGACAUGGUAUCCCUCUCCUCCACCUAAGACCUUGCCACCAAUCAUCGACAUCAAGAAUGAUGAUCAAGAGCAAGAGAUAGAUGACGAGAAGAGCCUCGUUAUCCUAUCAUUCCACGGCAGCGCAUUCCUCUGGCUAACUGGCAGGCCCGAUGACUCCGGCUUCACAGCCGACCUACUCAACGAGAAGCUGGGUACAGGUACCCGGUCGCUGUGGGUGCAGUACCGGCUAGCAGGUGGUAACAAUCCAACCCCAUACCCGGGGCCCAUGCAAGACGCCAUGACCUCAUAUCUCUACCUUGUUCGAGAACUGAACAUCUCGCCGUCCCGCAUCGUGCUCGUCGGCGACUCAUCCGGAGCUACCAUGGUCAUGGCUCUAUUGCGCCACCUCGCCUCAUUCCAGCAUGAGAGCGGCCAUGAGCUUGCAGAGCUGCCACCACCUCGGGCGUGCCUUCUGUUCUCACCCUCGGUUGAGUACAGCUUCGAGGGUGACUCGCAUGCUGUCAACGCCCACCGGAAUCAGCGGACUGAUUACUGUGUUGGGGAGAUGGCUGCGUGGGGUGCGCGUGCGUUUGCUCCGCCGGAGUCAGUGCGUCUAGAUGAUCCGUACUUGUCGCCGGCGCUGCAUCCCUUUGCGACACCUGUUCCGAUCUUCGCGCAGGUUGGAGGUGCGGAAAUGCUGUGUGAUAGUGUGAGGGGAUUUGCGGAUGCGAUGCGGGCUGUCCCGGGCAAUAAUGUCGAAUACCUGGAACUGCCAGGCUUGCCGCAUGAUAUCUAUAUGAUGGGACAUAUUCUUGGGUGGCAAGAGGAGCAGGAGGAGAUGAUUGAGGCUGCUGCGCGGUUUGUUCGUGGUGUCUAGCUUUCCUCUCAUUUUCGAGUUUCGUUCUACACUUCUGUUUUCCAUUAUAUGAAGGUCUUACCUCUGAAGAUGAUCUUGAUACCCUGGUAUGUCUAGCUUUUGGUUCUGACUCGCAAUGGCAAUAUAUUGGUUCAAUCUCAUAUCACUUUCUAUUUUUCUUUCUAUUCUGUAACUUCAAUUACAUUAGUAUUAAAUAUUCAGUUUGUACGGCAUAGCACAUCGGUAAUGUGUAUUUGUU